CCCAUACGUCAGAGGUUUUGGCAGCCCGUGGGUGAACUAUUUUCUUCUUUGUUGACCUUUCCUAAAUCUUAGGUGUAAUUAAUUCAUUAUUUUACUUGCUCAAGCUGUAGCUUUAUUUUCAAAUACAUAUUACUUCGUCAAAGACUCUAAUAUGGACUCUGAAGAUGACACAAAGGAUGAUGUGGAUUCUGGGAAUGAGUCCAGUGGAGACGAUGUCGACUUUGCAAUGGACGUUGAAACACACAGUACAAGGGAACGACAAACGGAACUCGAGGAAUAUCCAUACGAGGUGUUAUCAACGGAAGAAAUCGUGCAGCAUAUGGUGGAUUGUAUCAAAGAUGUGAAUACUGUUGUGGAGAUACCGGCAACAACAACUCGAAUACUAUUAAAUCAUUUCAAAUGGGAUAAAGAAAAGCUAAUGGAAAGAUUCUAUGAUGGGGACCAAGAUCAAUUGUUUUCAGAAGCUAGGGUCAUUAAUCCAUUUAGAAAACCUGUCAUACAAAGACCGAAGCUACCUAGACGGAUAUCAACAUCAGGGACAGAGGAAUGCGAAAUAUGUUUUUCCGUGCUACCAUUAACGAUGAUGACUGGGCUAGAAUGUGGGCACAGAUUUUGCACGCAGUGUUGGUGUGAAUAUUUAACAACAAAAAUAAUGGAAGAAGGCUUAGGUCAAACAAUAGCAUGCGCAGCGCAUGAAUGCGACAUCUUGGUGGAUGAUGCGACUGUGAUGCGAUUAGUACGAGAUCCCAGGGUCAAACUUAAGUACCAGCAUAUUAUCACAAACAGCUUUGUUGAGUGUAACCGACUGCUGCGUUGGUGUCCGUCGCCGGACUGCAGUAACGCCAUCAAGGUGGCGUACGUGGAGGCGGCGCCGGUCACGUGUCGCUGCGGGCACACCUUCUGCUUCUCGUGCGGUGAGAACUGGCACGAUCCGGUGCGUUGUAGCCUCCUCCGCAAGUGGAUCAAGAAAUGCGACGAUGAUUCUGAAACAUCCAACUGGAUAGCUGCUAACACUAAGGAGUGUCCGAAAUGUAACGUGACCAUAGAGAAGGAUGGCGGGUGCAACCAUAUGGUGUGUAAAAACCAAAACUGUAAGGCUGACUUCUGUUGGGUGUGCCUCGGACCUUGGGAGCCGCAUGGUAGCAGUUGGUACAAUUGCAACAGAUACGAUGAGGACGAGGCGAAGGCGGCUCGUGACGCUCAGGAGCGGUCUCGGGCGGCGCUACAGCGCUAUCUGUUCUACUGCAACCGGUACAUGAACCACAUGCAGUCGCUUCGCUUCGAGUCCAAGCUCUACGCCUCCGUCAAGGAGAAGAUGGAGGAGAUGCAGCAGCACAACAUGAGCUGGAUCGAGGUUCAAUUCUUGAAGAAGGCCGUCGAUAUUCUAUGUCAGUGCAGGCAGACAUUAAUGUACACUUACGUGUUCGCUUAUUACCUUCGCAAGAACAACCAGUCGGUGAUCUUCGAGGACAAUCAGCGUGACCUGGAGUCCGCAACUGAAACGCUCUCUGAAUAUCUCGAACGUGAUAUUACCAGCGAAAACCUGGCUGAUAUCAAACAGAAAGUACAGGACAAAUACAGAUAUUGCGACAGCCGGCGUAAGGUGUUGCUCGAGCACGUGCAUGAGGGUUAUGAGAAGGACUGCUGGGAUUACACAGAGUAAACUACCUCUAUGCUGGCUUUUAACAGCCACCUAACAUACACUUCGCACCACAAAUUCACGCCACGCGUCACGAGUUGGCAAUACCUCGAUGGCUCUUAUCGUUAAGGCUCAAAAGAGCUAGAACUCAGAGCCGAAAUGUUUCACAAAAAAUCCUCAUUCUCACGUCCCCUGCUCGUUUUCUAUUUCAUACGUUCUUAAUACAAAAACUGAUAGUGUACAGUUAGUUUGCUAAAUAAUAAAAUUGAGGGACAAGCGGGCCUAAGUCUCAAAGCGACAAUUGGGUAUUUCUACUGCUGCUCGAUAAUGCUGAUAGUUCUACAUUUACGGUCAUUUGUCACAACUUAUUGGUGUAGCAAUACGAAUUAUGUAUUAUAUUAUCAUUCAUCUCUUCAGGAUCUUCAGUGAACUGAAUAUACAGAUCGGUUUCUCUUUUAUGAGGUUCGGUUGUCACAUGUUUACCAUAAGUGUAAAAUAUGUUACUGAGAGAAAUAAAAAAAUAAACUUGGUGACUGCUGCCUUAAUGUAUGACAAAUGACAAUUAGUAAAAAGUAAAUCGAAAGGAAUUAAUCGAUGCAAUUAUACACAUAAAAAUAUUAAGGAAUUGAAUAUGUAUUUUGUUUGUGCUUGAUUUAUGUUUUUUGUUUUCUUUACACGCGUUUCUGUAAUGAGUGCCCUCAUCUAUACCCAAUCAUAUUGCAAAUAUAAUUUACAAGUGUAAGAUCUCAGAUAAAAAAGAAUAUAUUUUUAAACGAAGAUAUAUCAAAUACAAUAUAUCAUUAUUAUUUUUAAUAUUAUAAUUAAGUAAUUAAAAUCAUCUUUUCUCAUGGUUGAUACUAACAGAUUUCAUAGAGCAAGUCUUUGAAAUUAAAACCACAGCUUGUUGCGUUUUCCUGAGAAGUUGUGUUCAUUUGUAUCCUAUAACUCCAUUUAGACGAGAGAUGUAAAAACAUAGAAUAAGUAAAUGACUAUUUACCUGAAUACGGCUUAAGAAGAAUUUUCAAAUCAUAAU
This is a messenger RNA of Achroia grisella, 2672 nucleotides long. It is a transcript of the gene ari-1, whose product is annotated as E3 ubiquitin-protein ligase ariadne-1. Gene Ontology annotation, cellular component: cytoplasm; ubiquitin ligase complex; nucleus. Gene Ontology annotation, biological process: positive regulation of proteasomal ubiquitin-dependent protein catabolic process; ubiquitin-dependent protein catabolic process; protein polyubiquitination. The coding region runs from base 152 to 1663 and encodes 503 amino acids. NCBI's taxonomy places the organism in Eukaryota, Metazoa, Arthropoda, Insecta, Lepidoptera, Pyralidae. The record is from RefSeq and is a predicted model, not a curated record. The transcript has 10 exons. Gene Ontology annotation, molecular function: zinc ion binding; ubiquitin protein ligase activity; ubiquitin conjugating enzyme binding.